AUGGAUUUCAUCAAGACCACUUCCGCGUGCCCUGAACUGGUCCAGACGGUCAAACCGAGAAUUGGCGUCCAGACCGUGCGGAACGGCCGACCGAGGAACAUCCGUACCACGUUCGGCCAACGUCCGGACACUCCGUCAAUCCCGCCUGAACGCAUGGCCGACUCACGUAUCGACCCGGAGAAGCAUCGUCCCACGGUCGACCAUCAUAGUCCCGCGACCAUAGGCCGCGCACGACCGCACCGCGCGAGCAGGAGGGUAACGCCUCACGACCGUGCGGCACAACCCGUGCCACACGCACGACCCAUCCGUCCGAUCAGGAAGGCCUCGUCCCACGUCCGGCCGAAUCUCUCGACCAUAUCAUCCGUCCGGCCGAACCCGACGAACGAACGAAGAAUCUCUCGGCCACGAUCGACCCGACCGUGCCGAUAG
This is a messenger RNA of Microthlaspi erraticum, 429 nucleotides long. Lineage: Eukaryota; Viridiplantae; Streptophyta; Magnoliopsida; Brassicales; Brassicaceae. The record is from the annotation of a GenBank genome assembly.